UAACGCUGCUUCCUCUUCUCCCUUCUCUCGUUGUUCCCUUCCCUUUCCUCGAUUUGCGUUUUAUUUUUUCGGUGGCUCCCCUCGCAGAGCCAAACUCUAACUUCAUAGCCAGACCACCUAGUACAAAGCUUCAUUCUUUCGAGGUCUCUGACCAAUGGCGUCCUACGACUACGACUACGACGACGCACAAGUUGGAUACGACGAGUCGUCCGCCACUAACCGCUCAUCAUCAGCAGCAGGCCAAGACCUACGUUACGACCCGAACUUCGUCCCUGACUCGGUGAAAUCAUUCGUGGUGCAUCUGUACCGCUACAUCCGCGAGAAGAAUGUGUACGAAAUCCACCAGAUGUACGAGUCGUCGUUCCAGACACUGUCGGAGCGGCUCUUCAAGGACACUCCGUGGCCGUCCGUGGACGCUGUGGCUCACUACGUCGACAACGACCACGUGUUCUGCCUCCUUUACAGGGAGAUGUGGUUCCGGCAUCUCUAUGCGAGGCUAUCGCCGACUCUCAAGCAGAGGAUCGAUUCCUGGGACAAUUACUGCAGUCUCUUCCAGGUGGUGUUGCACGGCGUCGUCAAUAUGCAAUUGCCGAACCAGUGGUUGUGGGACAUGGUGGAUGAGUUCGUUUAUCAGUUCCAGAGUUUCUGUCAGUACAGGGCCAAAAUGAAGAACAAGACCGAACAGGAAAUUGCGCUUCUUAGGCAGUAUGAUCAGGCUUGGAAUGUGUACGGUGUGCUUAACUUCCUCGAAGCUCUUGUUGAGAAGUCCAUGAUUAUUCAGAUCCUCGAGCAUGAGAAGGAAGGGCUUGAACAAUUUACUGCUACUGAUGGGUAUGACUAUAAAGGUGGAAGUAAUGUUUUGAAGGUUCUGGGAUAUUUCAGUAUGGUCGGAUUGUUGCGAGUUCACUGCCUUUUAGGUGAUUAUAGUACUGGUCUGAAACGCUUGCUUCCCAUUGAUAUAAGCCAACAAGGUGUUUACACCAUUGUUAUUGGAAGCCACAUCACAACCAUUUAUCAUUAUGGCUUUGCCAAUCUUAUGUUGAGGAGAUAUGUGGAUGCCAUCCGUGAAUUCAAUAAGAUUCUUUUAUACAUCUAUAAAACCAAACAGUACCAUCAGAAAUCUCCACAGUAUGAGCAGAUACUAAAGAAGAAUGAACAGAUGUAUGCUUUGUUGGCAAUUUGCCUUUCACUUUGUCCUCAAGUGAAGCUUGUUGAGGAAACUGUAAACUCUCAGUUGCGAGAGAAGUAUGGUGAAAAGAUGAUCAGAAUGCAAAGAUACGAUGAUGAGGCAUUUGCUAUCUAUGAUGAGCUCUUCUCAUAUGCAUGUCCGAAGUUCAUUACACCCACAGCUCCAAAUUUUGACGAGCCUCUUGUCAAUUACAACCAGGAUGCCUAUAGACUUCAGUUGAAAUUGUUUCUGUAUGAAGUGAAGCAACAACAACUAUUAUCAGGGGUGCGGACUUUCUUGAAAGUUUAUUCAACCAUCUCUCUUGGGAAACUUGCAAAUUACAUGGAAGUGGAUGAGUCAACUUUGAGGACUAUUUUGAUGACAUACAAGCACAAGACACAUGCCGUUGACAGUGAUGGAAAAGUUAUCUCUAAUGCUGAUGUAGAUUUCUACAUUGAUGAUGAUAUAAUUGUUGUGGUAGAAUCUAAACCAACAAAGCAGUAUGGAGAUUACUUUUUGCGCCAGAUUGUCAAGCUUGAAGGGGUGAUCAAUGAUAUGGACAGGAUUAAGCUUGAAUGAGUUGUCUGUCACUUUCAAGAGUUGGUUUCGCUAAGCUUUUUGCUCUUUUGACGUCUAUGACGAUGCUUAGAUACUCUUUAAUUUAUCUUCUUCUUUUUUUCUUUUUAUUUUUCGGCUUUCGUUUUUUAAGGUUAAUUUAUCCAUUUGUCACAUGCCUUGUUUUUUCAUUUAGCGGAUGUGGUUAGGUCUUUAAAUGUAAUUUUGACAUCUUGCUCUGUCAACUUAAAGGUAAAAGAGAAACCCUCUUCUAUGAGGUUUACAUA
Molecule: messenger RNA, 2010 nt
Organism: Ziziphus jujuba (common jujube)
Lineage: Eukaryota; Viridiplantae; Streptophyta; Magnoliopsida; Rosales; Rhamnaceae
Exons: 7
Coding region: 155-1747 (530 amino acids)
Biological process (GO): translational initiation
Cellular component (GO): cytoplasm; eukaryotic translation initiation factor 3 complex
Molecular function (GO): translation initiation factor activity
Source: RefSeq, a predicted model, not a curated record